Molecule: messenger RNA, 2473 nt
Organism: Cladophialophora immunda
Lineage: Eukaryota; Fungi; Ascomycota; Eurotiomycetes; Chaetothyriales; Herpotrichiellaceae
Exons: 1
Coding region: 93-2171 (692 amino acids)
Source: RefSeq, a predicted model, not a curated record
UGACGAAGCCCCUUCCCACUCUCAAGAUUUGGCGUGAAAACUGCUCGAAUCACACGAGAAGCCAUUCGAGAUCGAGAGCACGAUCAGGAGGCAUGCCUUCACUCUCCUCUCUCAAAAACAGAGUCAGCGCCGCCAUCCCCCAGCCGCGCCCGGGAGGUAUCGGCGGCCGGGCCCAAAGCGGCGAUCAACAGCGGAAACCCGAGGAUGACCAGUCGCUGGGGACUCUCCUCACGCGUGAGGAGCGGGCGGACUUGACACUCCUCAUCUCUCAGACCAUCGAGGAGAUGAGGAGGGGUCUCGUGAGGACUUUUGACGAGAGGCCGAAACCCAAACCGAAGGGGGCUCCUGCUGUGGGUGAAGCGGAGGCAGAACAGGCCACCGUCGAGGUCUCGAAGUUGAGCUUGUCAGAGGGGCAGAGGAAGGAGAUCGACGACCAGUUCAAAGGAAGUCGGACCGAAGGUCAAGAGGUGCAAGACGAGGAUGAGCCAGGAGUUGACGCGGAACCAGACACGCUACUGACUACGCCCACUCCUGAAGCCAAGGCGCUGAGGAGUGCGGCUUUGACAUUUUUCGACGCCUGGGCUGAAAGUGUCAUCCUCCGCGUCGGCGAGGUCGUUAAUUCGCGCGACGAGGCCGCGCAGGAUAAGAACCGUGACCAAACCCGCAAACUGGCGACCGAGGCCGCAAAGCAGCAGUACCAACCGACCCCUCGCGAACAGGAAGCGGACAGCAAGCUCUCCAAGGUGUUCCCGCCCAUACAGACACCGCUUGCCAAUCUCAGCCAAGGCGAACGCUCCACGAUCAUCAAGGCAAUCCUUCUGCUCCUGCUUAGUCUCGAAGCAUACCGCGCCCAUUCCCGCGUCCUCCUGGUGCGGCUCGCGAUCUCGCUCGGCGUCAACGGGGGAGAAGUCUCCCAGAUGGAGAAAGACACAGCGUAUGGCCUUCUGACGGCCGCGGCGAAAAUGGACGCCAGCGAAUCCACCCAGAAGGCCCAACAGGCAUCGUCCACGGCGAGGAAGUGGAAGAUCGGGGUCGCGGGCGUGGCCGGAGCCGCGUUGAUCGGCAUCACCGGCGGUCUGGCUGCUCCGCUGCUGGCGGCUGGGGUGGGCACGCUGAUGGGCGGGUUAGGGCUGGGAGCCACGGCCGCAGCAGGGUAUUUGGGCGCGCUGGCGGGGAGCUCGGUGCUUGUAGGGGGCUUAUUUGGAGCUUAUGGGGCGCGGAUGACGAGUCAGGCGAUGGACAAGUACUCGAAGGAGAUCGACGACUUUGCCUUCCUGCCCACCAACGGCGGGGAGGACGACGCGGAGGAAGUCCAGAAGCAACGGCGGCGGCUGCGGAUCACGGUCGGGGUCUCCGGGUGGCUGACCGAGGAGGAGCAGGUGACGCUGCCGUGGCGCGUGCUGGGCGAGGCCGGCGAGCCGUUCGCGCUGCGGUGGGAGCUGCAGGCGCUGCUGAACCUGGGGUCGGCGCUGCGGGACCUGGUGGUCAGCCAGGCGUGGUCGCAGCUGCGGCGCGAGCUGAUCAAGCGCACCGUGUUCGCGGCCGUGUGGUCGGCCGUCAUGGCGCCGCUGGCGAUCCGCAAGGCCGUCAAGCUGGUCGACUCGCCGUUCGGGGUCGCCAAGAACCGCGCCGUCAAGGCCGGCGAGGUGCUCGCCGACGCGCUCAUCCACCGCGUCCAGGGCGAGCGGCCCGUCUCGCUGGUCGGCGCGUCGCUGGGCGCCCGCGUCGUCUACUCGUGCCUGCUGACGCUGGCCAAGCGCGAGGCCUUCGGGCUGGUCGACCACGCCGUGCUCUUGGGCAGCCCCGUGCCCGCCGACGCCGCGCAGUGGCGCGCCAUGCGCGCCGUCGUCGCCGGCCGCCUCGUCAACGUGUCCUCGCGCCAGGACUACAUCCUCGCCUUCCUGUACCGCACCAGCAGCGCCCAGCUCUCCGUCGCCGGCCUCCAGGACAUCGAGGGCGUCGUCGGCGUCGAGAACUUCGACCUCUCCGACCGCGUCUCCGGCCACCUCAAGUACAUGCACAUGACGGGCCCGAUCUUGCGCGAGAUCGGAUGGGCCGACCUCGACGAGGCCGUCCUCCGCCGCGAGGAGAUGUUGGUCCGCCAGAUCGACCAGGAGGAGAGGGAGGUCGAGGAGCAGCAGGGCAAUGAUCCGGAAAAGGUCGGCGUAUGAACCAAACAGGCGUCAUCGUCAUCGUCAGACUCUAGUCGUCCCCCUCCCGUCCUCGAGCCUCGCAAACAAAUUGUCGACCCAUCGAGCACCGGUGAGCGACCUGCAUGGUCUGCACUACCUGCACUAUUCCUUCACAGCCCAUUUCCAAGUGCCACCCGCUCCACACUACGAAAGGAAAUGAAAUCGAGAUAGAGGAACCCAUCUCCUAUGGGUAGAGGUAGAUGGAAGGGUACACACAUACAUAUACCGGCUAGACUCUCCAGUUGUCAGUAGAUGAAACCCAACCAAGACGAUAAAAAGUA